CAAAGGUCUCACCACAGCAACACCUUCACAUCAUUCAAGGGACGACGUCCACCAGAAGAGCAUCGAGGACGAGAAUGGGGAAGUUGGACGGCGGGGGCAUGUGGAAUUCCUUACUUCUGCUUUUAACUCUCUUUGCCACCUGCUACAGUCAGAAUGUUCCGGUCAUUGAAACAUCUAUUAUUGAACUGGGGGAGGAUCUACGUGAAGGAGAGUUCGCAUUUAAAAUCAAGGCAUAUGAUCCAGACAAUGACCCACUGACCUAUCAGAUAACCAAAGACAACGAUAUCUUCAAUGUGAGUGCACAUACUGGUGACGUCUACAUUAGAACUCCACUCGACCGAGAGACCAAAGACUUCUUUCCUGUACUAGCUAUUGUUAGUGAUGGGAUACUUGUCCCGACACAAAAAUAUAUUAACAUCUUGGUGCUAGACAGAAAUGACGAGAAGCCAGAGUUCAAAAAUUUGCCAUACAACGUAAAAGUGCCAGAGAAUGCUGCUGUGAACAUUACAGUGUUGCACGUAAUAGCGAAGGAUGAUGAUGAAGGACCAGCCGGGAAGGUCUCAUACAAAAUCGAUCAGUCCGUCCCCACUGAAGGACUCAGCAUGUUCUCCAUCUCAAAAGAAGGAGAUGUUGUGUUGGAGCAGGCACUUAAUUUCACAGAGAAGAGCACCUUUUAUCAGCUACAAAUCAAUGCGACGGAUGGCGGUGGACUACUUCACGGCAAUCCCAACCACGUUCAGUGGAACACUGCCACUGCCUUGAUUACAAUUGUUGAUGUACCAGACCUCAAUCCUCAGUUCUUAAAUCUCCCGAACACAGCUCGCGUGAAGGAGCAUUCGGCUGUGGGGACGUCCGUGUUUAAGGUUGUGGCCAGAGAUCCAGACACGGGGAUCAAUGACGUCAUCAGUUACACCAUUGAAGACAGCAACAUUAAUGGUCUGUUCCAAAUUCACCCGGAUACUGGUGUUGUUACGGUCAUGAGCGACACUGACCGAGAGGAUUUGCAGGAUGUUAAUGCCCUUGUGCAGCUCAGUGUGAAGGCCACCGAAGCUAACAUGGACGUCAAUGGUGUCCACGCGAGUGCCAUAUCGACGCUCAAUAUCCAGAUCGAUGACGUGAACAACAAGCCGCCACGGUUUUACAAGUGCGAAGGGAGCGUGUGCACAGUAGCGAGCGAGUUCACCGGCGACGUGGACGAGCAUGCGUCCGUCGGUCUGUCCAUCACAGGAUUAAACAUGAGGGUCAAAGAUACAGACGCGGACGAGAACAGCCAUUUCACACUCCGCCUCGAGGGAACGGAUAAAGCCGCCUUUUCUGUCUCGCCCUCAAGCGGCAUGUCGGACCAAGCUGUGCUGAUCGUGAUCAAAAACCCAGCCGCCAUCGACUACGAGACAAAACAAACCAUGAUUGUGCAGGUGGUGGCCACAGAUGUGGGAAAACCUGAGUUUGUGUCUACGGCUACGGUCACCAUUAAAAUCAACGACAUCAAUGAUAACGUCCCAACAUUUGAAAAAGACACUUAUGAGUUAUUGGUUCCAGAGCACUGCGAAAAUGGAAUCAUCUUGCAAACCAUUACGGCGACAGAUGAGGAUGCGCUGGACAAGGGCAACCUCACCUACAGUCUGCUCCCUGUUAGCAUCCAUACUUUAUUUAAUGUCUUCUCAAACAACGGGACCGUUUAUGUGGAAAAUGGACAAGAGCUGGACCGCGAGCGCAAGAACUCAUACUUUGCGACGCUGCAGGCCAAAGACUUGGCGGAGAACGUGGGCAGCACUGUGCUGGAGUUCAUCAUUGUUGAUAUUAAUGACCAGACACCACAGUUUCUCAGAAAUCCAUAUGAGAUCUUCAUUCGCGAGAACAAUGUGCUGAAGUACUUUGUUGAGGCUCGGGAUAACGAUGAGCCAGGCACUCCCAACAACGUAAUCAAGUAUGGCAUUGAGCCCGGGAAAUACAGCAGCAACUUCACUAUCAAUGAGAACACCGGGGAAAUAACCAGCAAAGGGCCUCUGGACCGCGAAGGUAUUGAUGUCAAGCUGAACGGCGUGAUCACACUCAACGUGACGGCCACAGACAUGGGCAUACCAGCUCUGUCCUCUUGGGUCAAUUUCAUCAUCAACAUUGAUGAUGAAAAUGACAACUCUCCUGUGUUCCUGCAAUCAGAAUACACCUUUUAUGUGAACGAAAGCGAAACAGGUGCCUUUGUGGGUUUUGUGUACGCAACCGACGCCGAUCAAACCGAGUACAACAACCGCAUAUCAUUCCGCAUUAAAAGUGGCAGUGGAGGCACCUUCCUGUGUGUGUCAGAGCCUGAUGGUGCAGACUACCAAGGGAGGAUCAUGGUGGAUCCAGAUGUAGCGCUGGACUAUGAGAGCGAAAAUAAGAGGUAUACGCUGACGAUCGAGGCCACCGAUCUAAGUGGGAGUGCUGCUACCUGCACGGUGCAUGUAGUGGUGGAAGAUGUAAAUGAUACACCACCUAGUUUCCCUAGCGGGUUAACGUUUAAGGUGGAGGAAAAUACGGUGGCGGGGACGGAAAUUGGGAAAAUUGUUGGGAGCGACAUGGACACACACCACUUGCUGGUGUACGAGCUUGUUUCUUUCUCAUGCCUCAUCAACCUCACAUGGGUUCUGUGUAAAGAGGAGUGGUUCAUUCUAAAGCCCGACGGUAUUGUGAUGACCGCAGACAGCAUAACAAUCGACUAUGAGGAGUGCCCUCAGGUGAAAAUGACCGCUAAGGUGGUGGACCUUUACACAGAGAAGGGCAGGAACAGCACAGAAGGUGUUGUCACGAUUGAUAUUACUGACAUGAAUGACAACGCACCCGAGUUCAUCCCAGUCCAGGAAUUUUUUGUGCUGAUUUCUGAGAAUGUUGAUCAAGGCAAGAGUGUGGCCCGGGUUUAUGCCAAGGACAGAGAUUCAGGAGACAAUAGGAAGAUUGAGUUUCGGGUCAAAUUAGUGGAGUUUGCCAGCACCGACCCGGACAGUAAGCCGCAGCCGAUAAACGACAUUUUCUUUGCUGAGACGGAGCAGCCAGAUGCUGACGGAAACUACAAAGGAAUUAUCAAGUCCACCAGUGUCCUGGAAUCUGACAAACAGGGGAAGUACCUGGUGACCGUGACGGCGAAGAACGGCAUUCUCGGUACAAAUGAGAUCCUGGAGCUUGUCACAGUGGACAAGUCUUACAAAGUCGGCCUCCGCUUUGAUGCAUCCGUAAGUGAAGUCAACGAAAACCUGCCGUAUAUCAGAGGGGCAUUAUCCGGAGCCACAAGAUCAAUGGUGCAUAUAGUUAAAGUGUUACCCGAUUCGAGCAACACUGCCAGGAAAGUCGUGACUCUUCUCGAGGCGUACUUCGUGUUCCUGAACGGUUCAGCGCUCAACUCGGAUGACGUUGGGAAGAUCCUGAACUCUCAGGAAGUGUAUGAAGAGUACGGCGUCAUCCUGCAGCAGUACGGUCUCACCACCAUUUUGGCCAGCACAGAGAAGCCACAAGAAAACAACACGGUGUUGUUUAUUAUGGUGGGACUCGUGGGGGGGCUGGUGAUCGUCCUGAUCGUCACUACGACGUCGAUGGUGUGCAUUAGGAAAAAGUACAAGACGAAGCUGAAGGCAGCCAAGGCCAUGAACACGGCAGCCAUGGCAGCUAAUGAGUACCAGAAGGACGGACCUGUUGUUCCUGGAACCAACAAGUACACUAGAGAGGGGGCGAAUCCGGUCCUCAACCUGAACAUUGAUGCUUCCACAGACCUGGGCUUUGACGAGGAUGCAUCUAGUGGAGACAGAGAGAGCCUCAAUUCUCUGGACUACAAUAUGGAUAUGAAUAUGAGUGACAAGGACACAAUGGCACUGAGGAUCAUUGAGGAGGAAGAGGAAAAUGGCGACGACUUUGCAGACAUUGAGCCUCUGGGUGCCGCGUUGGCUCAGAGAGGGAAAAAGAAAGACUCCCAGAAUCCCAGCCUGACCUUCGACAACCCAUCACUCAACACCACAGACCUGUAACACACCAUCACGCUGCUCUGAACUGAAACUGGAGGCACCACCACUCAUGGAUUCACAUGCUAGCUUCUCUCAUACUUUCUCCAAGCAAUUUCCAACAAAUGUCAUCACAAUAAAAAGCAUCAAUUCAUGUGAAUGUCAUACAUUUUUUUUUUUAGAAAUAUAAAGCUGAUCAGGUGCAUAGUCUCUUUAUUUUAGAACAUUAUCUUAAUAUUUAACCUGUUUGAAACGGGAUUGUAGAAUUCUCUAAUUUUUUUAAGAAAAAAAAUCUUUGCUUACAAAUCCACAGUGUAGCAGUGUUUCCUGUGCAGAAGAGAAAAGAGAGAAAUGAUCAUUUCCCCCUUCCCCUUUUACAUCUGCACUGUAAAUCACUUUACUAUAUUUUACAAUUAUAAUUGUACUUGGGCUACAUCUUUCUUUUUUAAUGUAUAUUUUGAUUCGAUGUUCAAUGCAUUGUUUUGUUUUUCUCUAUGGCAUUUUCUGAUGUAACCUUGUACGAAGUUAUCAUAAUCCUUUUUAGAAAUAAAUAUUUAUUCCACAGCGUUGAUGGUUUAAUUAGUUAGACGUUUUGUACACGACUUCUUUCUUUUGUCUUUUUGACCCUCAAGAGAAAGAAAAAAGGACAGAUCAGGAAUGACUGUUUAUAGCUGCUAUAACAUAAGUGAUAAGGGGAACUG
This is a messenger RNA of Hemibagrus wyckioides, 4669 nucleotides long. RefSeq names its product cadherin related family member 2 (gene cdhr2). The transcript has 31 exons. NCBI's taxonomy places the organism in Eukaryota, Metazoa, Chordata, Actinopteri, Siluriformes, Bagridae. The record is from RefSeq and is a predicted model, not a curated record. Gene Ontology annotation, cellular component: plasma membrane. Gene Ontology annotation, biological process: homophilic cell-cell adhesion. Gene Ontology annotation, molecular function: calcium ion binding. Bases 75 to 3995 code for a protein of 1306 amino acids.